AUGCCCGGCGCAAAUGUUGUCUUUAAGGGGGAUGCCAGUGCGAUUCGCAAUCGAGCUUGCCAAGCUCUAAAAGUUGGUAAUGUUCGCCUCGGUCAUAGCGCGUAUAUGUCGCAUCCCGGUGAAUUUGCGGCGCCGCCAAACCGUCAAGUUAUUGCGGCCUACAAUCAACCCUGUUCCUCCAGCUCUGUGCCACUGGCCCGUCAUCCUGAACCUACGUUUAAUACGACCUCUAAUCUCGCUCGCCCUGCGCAACAAGUUUCACGCCCAGAAGUCUUGAUGGUGCCUCAAAUGCGAUAUGUUUUAGAACCCAUAUCAGUGAAUUUUGUGAAGUUCUCUUACACUCCUCUGCCCAGUUGGCCGUCUGCUAAUACAUCCUGGGUCAAUGCAUUGCAUCAAGUGAGGAUUGAUCCUUACAGAGUAUGGGACCACGGUUUUCUGGAUUCCUAUCGUGGCUAUGCGUUCUUUGAUCCUCACAUCCUUCUUGGAGAAGACUGGGACCGGGCACGCGGUAAAACGUAUCUUUUGGCAUGGCUUGCAGUUCGCCCGGCGUGGAUGGCAAAGAUGAUCAACCCGACUGUUCAUCAAGAGUAUCCACAACCGCAAUCUUGGAGGGACUUCCUUAUUUUUCACAUCGCAAAGCUUUUGCGGGUGUCUGAUCGCGACGUCAAGUGCAAUCCCGACCGUUCCAUCAGUGGUCCAAACAAGCGCCGCAAGCAAGGCAAUCUCAUCGCUUAUUUUGACCUUCCUGUGCGGAAUUAUCAUAAUACAACGCAGAUUCGCUGGAGAGAUGACGAUGUAGGCUAUGCUGGCUCUCUGGAUGUCGAAAGCAUGGUUAUCAAACCUUCUGUCCCUCGUGAAGUUGUUUGGGAUCUUUUUGAACACAAUUUCCGUUUCGAAUUGCUUGCUCUUGAUCGAUCCAUUUUCCCUCGGCACCUCGUCAGCGAUCAGCUCUCACUUGCUCGGGACACUUUGGUGACAAAUUGCUUCCCUCAAAAUGCACUUAUCACUGUACAAUGGCCGGAACGUGAUGAAGGUCUGGGGGCACGGAGAUACCAGGACCGUGUAUUAUAUGUGGAGUCACUGCGCAAGCUCAUGUCGGAUUGGCCAGGCUCUGUAGCAACGGCUUUGCGGCGCAUGUCCCUUUCGCCCAACAGCACUGAACAACAGGUCUCCUUGCUCUCCAAACAACAAAUGCCUCGCAACUUCCGCCGUGUCAGAAACCAACCGCCUUCUUCACCACCUCCUGUUGGGCAUUUCUUGCCAUUAGCAGAGGUUCUACCGCUUCGUCACCCCUAUGGCACAGCAACGCAAGGUCUUGCAUUGGAACCGCAAGGUCUGCUGUAUGGCCCAAGUGGAAUUUUUUCCCAGCCAUUGGGGGUUACCGAUAUUGCAAUUCCUCAGCAACCAGGCUUUGUGAAUGAUAUGAAUAUGGGUGAUUUGAUUGAAGUAGAUGAGUUACACAGUGUUGAUCCCGAAAGAGCUGCAAAGAACCAGCGCCUGUGGCAGAUGUGGAAUGAGGUUAUGAUUCCCAGGCUUAUGAAGCCAUAUCUCAACACAUAUCGUGAAACGUCGGGUAUGCGUGCUCCAAACCGCGUUCGGUACAAUGUCGGGUGCCAGGGUUGCUCCAAUGGUGGCCUUCUCAAAGUGUCUUGCAUCUUCUUUGAAAAUCUCAGUGUGCUGGAUUUUGUGCAAGAAUUGUUUACCAAUAUGGCACCAAACACUGUGGGAUGGUGCAAUACUCUUGAAGCAUUUUUAAGUUCUCGUAAUUUCAAAUUAACUACAAGGAAUAGUCUCCGUGAUAGAUUUGCCUCUGCCAUGAAAUGGUAUGCUACUCUCGUCAACCGGAAAGAUUUGUUGAUGUUCGAUUAUUUAAAUCGUGUUCGAGUAUCAGAAUUAUUUAUUAUGGAGAAUAAUCCUAGUCCAGAUCAGAGUGCUUAUGGUCAUUCCACAGUUACAGAGUCAGAAGAGGAUGACAUAAAUGAAGCUAAUAGUCCUCACACCCACACUAUGGAUGUAGAUGCAGACAAAGAUGAUAUACCAAAUGAUAAUUCUGAUACUGGUAGUAAUACCGGACUAAAAUAA
Psilocybe cubensis is the source of this 2082-nucleotide messenger RNA. RefSeq lists its product as uncharacterized. The transcript is spliced from 7 exons. NCBI's taxonomy places the organism in Eukaryota, Fungi, Basidiomycota, Agaricomycetes, Agaricales, Agrocybaceae. Bases 1 to 2082 code for a protein of 693 amino acids. The record is from RefSeq and is a predicted model, not a curated record.